Molecule: messenger RNA, 2492 nt
Organism: Exaiptasia diaphana
Lineage: Eukaryota; Metazoa; Cnidaria; Anthozoa; Actiniaria; Aiptasiidae
Product: tripartite motif-containing protein 2
Exons: 1
Coding region: 52-2220 (722 amino acids)
Molecular function (GO): protein binding; zinc ion binding
Source: RefSeq, a predicted model, not a curated record
UCGAGUCGUUUCUUAAUAUCGAGAGAAGAUUUUUAUUAAUUGAAACACAAAAUGGAGUCAUUUCUCGAGGAUCUAAAGCUUCAAGUCCAGUGUUCUCUGUGUAAUGAGACAAUGGUUGAACCCAAGUUAUUACAAUGUUUUCAUACAUUCUGUAAGACUUGUAUCAAGACCAAUGCACAACUUGAUGGUCAAGUCAGCAUCUUCAAGUGUCCUCAGUGUGACUCAUCAACCGAGCUCAAAGAACUCAAUGACGUGGAAGACUUAGAGAUCAGUCCCAUACACUCAAGAAUCGUUCAAGUCUUGUCAUUUGUUGAGAACCAGAAGGUUUGCUCGGUUUCUGCCAGCCAWAGCGAUGCAUUGUGGCAAUGUCUCGACUGUGAUCGCUCGUUGUGUGACGAAUGUCUGCGAUAUCAUACUCAAUUCACUAAAGAUCACAAAGUUGUUGCAUUGUCUGAGAUGACAAAGGAAGACAUUAAGCUUAUGCUGAAAAAGGAAARUCCUUGCAAAACACACGCCAACCAAGAUGUUGAAUGGCACUGUCGAGACUGCGACGAGCUGAUCUGUGUGGUUUGCUUGAGAGAUCACCAUCACAAUGACCACAAGAUAACAUCACUACAGGAGUUCAUCACUGCCAAGAAAGAUGUUCUGUCUAAGAAUCUCAAAGAAAUUGAGAAAAUGAAUACUGACGAGAAAGAAAAAAGACAACAAGAACAAAUUGCACUCGACAUAAAACGCAACGGAGAAAAAGCUCAAGAACAAGUUAACAUAUUAGCAAAUCAACUGAUGAAAACAUUAAUUGAUCACAAGCAAAAACUUUUGAUUGAAAUACAGAAGAGCAAAACAAAGGCAGACAGGAAUUUACGCAUAAUACGUCACACUCCAGCAGCACAAGAGUACAUCAAAAACUUCUUACAAAAUGGAACAGCAAGUGAAAUCAUAGACCUCCAACCAGACUCUGAACUCUCAAAGACAUUCCCCUACAACACAUUUGAAAAACCCUUUUGUGGGGUAAAGUUUCAACCUAAUGAAGAACUCUGUGAACAAGUGAGUACUGGUUUGGGAGUCUUACGGCCAUUCAAGGAAGCGGACACAAACAAGAGCUCAUUAAAUAUAAUUCAUUCAAAAGAGCGCUGUAGAGCCAUGAAGACGUCAACUUUGAUAGUGACUCUUAGAGCUUUGGGUGGGGAACGUUGUGACACGUCACUCGAUGACGUAGCAGUGCUCAUCACCCCUGAAGAUGACGUCAAAAUAGGGAAGAAACAAGAGAAUGUCUACGGCCAGAUGGAAGUAACCUUUACUCCACGUGUUCCUGGUCAGUUAACAGCAGAGGUUCAAGUACAUGGAAAUCCUGUAUCCAACAGUCCAUUAGUGAUGGAUGUCAAACCACAACACAUCGAGGAAAUGUCCACAAAGUCAAAGCUGAAAAAUGCCUUGAAUACUGGAUCAAAGGAAUUUUCAGGUAUUGCAGUGAAUAAACCCAACACUAAGAUUGCUGUAGCAGACUGGGAUGAACACUGUGUCAGAGUGUUCAAAAUGGAUGGGGAUUUGUUACUGUCAUAUGGUAGUAAAGGCAGUGGAGAAGGACAGUUAAAGAAUCCAUGUGGUUUAGCAUUUGUCGAUGAAACAGAUUUAGUCAUAGCUGAUUCUGGAAAUGAUAGAAUAUGCAUAUUGAACACAGCCUCCGGUAGUCUUGUAAAAACCUUUGGUUGUCAAGGCAACAUGGAUGGACAGUUCAACGGCCCACGUGGAGUACAUGUUGCUGAUGGUAAUUAUAACAUCAUUGUAUGUGAUUGUGGCAAUAGUCGUGUCCAAGUAUUUACAAAGAACGGUGACCAUCAAUAUCAGUUUGCAUUACCAAGACAAGUACGGCCAUAUGAUGUAGUUACACACAAUGGACUGUUCUACGCCAGUGCUGAUUUUUCAGUGGUACACGUGAUUGAGAUGAAAGACAACCAGCCACCAACUACAGUAAACAAUAUUGGUGGGGAGGACUACACAUAUGGUCGGUUAAGGAACACUGCUGGUCUAGCUUUUGACAAUGACUGCAAUGUUAUGGUUUGUGAUUAUAAAUUGAAAAAAGUUUACAAGUUUACAUUGGAUGGUCGUUAUGUAGGAAAAACAAAAGAACUAGACUACCAUCCUCGCUUCAUAACAGUGCUGAAUGAUGGACAGAUUAUUUGCAGUGCAUUCAAUGAAAGGGGAUUAAAUUUUUUUAAAUAGCUUUUAAGAUGAUAUAUUUUGGAUCUUUUCUUUUUAACCAUACUAAUUAAAUCUUGGUGACUGUUGGGGACUGUAAAUUUGUGCUGUAUCUCUGUAUAAAUGCCAUUAUAACUGUUAUCAUUAGUUUGAAUGGCACUGUAAUAACAGCAAUUAUCACUGUAAUUAUAAUCAUAAGAAUAUGAUAAGUAUCAAUAUCGGUAUUACUGGUGUAUUAUUAUUGAUGUUCACACAGUAAGUUUAUUAUAGCAUUAAACUAAUCAAUUUAUUUUUGA